CUCGAGGCCACUCUCUAAUGGAUUCUUCUGCUUCAUGCCCCUUUUGUCAUCUCACAUUUCCACUCACACAACUCCAAAGACACGCCAAUUCUCACUUUGACGACGAGGACGAUAACAAACCUAACCCUAAUUUGUCUUCAAAGAUCUCAUUCUUAAUCGGUUCACAAAUUAAAAGCAAUUUUCACAAAAUCAAUGAUAGUUUAGUUUUCUUGUUAAGAAAAUGUUUAGAACAAGAACAUGAUAGCUCGACAACAACUUAUCUAUCGAGUUAUGUGGAUCAUUUUCAGAGCAUUGUGUCGGAAGAUGUGGGAUGGGGUUGUGGAUGGCGAAACAUCCAAAUGCUUUCUUCCUUUGUUAUUUCUGAAAGGCAAGAUGCUAAAGAUGUUUUAUUUGGUGGUUCUGGUUUUGUUCCUGAUAUACCGUCGCUUCAGCGGUGGCUUGAGAUUGCUUGGGAGAGGGGUUUUGAUAUGGUGGGGUCGGGGCAUUUUAAUCAGAGUAUUUAUGGUUCUAGAAGUUGGAUUGGAGCCACAGAAUGUGCUGCACUUUUUCGUUCGUUUGGAUUGUUUGCUAGGGUUGUGGAUUUUAGUGAUAAGGAGUUGGAGAAUCUUUAUCUCUCGGUUCCUAAUACAGUGAAGAGAAAUGAUGUUAAGGGAAAGGGGAAAGCAUGGCAAGUACUGGGACCCAUGGAUAGGUAUUUGGUUAGAAAGAAUUGUGAUGGUAAUGUUGGUGGUGAAAUUUGUAGAAACUCUGUGGAUGGGGGGAGUGGUAAUAAUAUGGAAAAUACGGAGAGUGAGCGCCAUCAAAUUCUCAUGGAUUGGGUGUGGAAUUAUUUUUCAGAUGAAACUUCAAUGAUAUAUGGUCAUCCUCGUAUGAUCAUUAGUAAGAAAUCGCCCUUGUACUUCCAGCAUGAUGGACAUUCACGAACCAUUGUAGGAAUUCAAGUUAAAAACCAAAAGAAGGGUAUACAACAAUACAGUCUGUUGAUUUUGGACCCUGCUCAUAAAACAGCUGCACUGGAAAGAUCUCUCAAGGAUAAUAAAGGAUGGAAGAAGCUUUUAAAAAGAGGGGUUCACACACUGAAGAAGCCACAGUAUCAGUUGUGCUAUAUUGAUCCUGGAAUUGCCACUGGGAAGGAGAUGGAGCAGCUGAAGACAAUAGAUAGCACGUUGGUUACCUUCUGAGGAAUAUCUAGAGAGCUUGAUUGAAAGUUUGUCAUCAACCACCCCAAAGAGGUAAUGCUGCAAGGUAUUACUGAUUAAUGAAAGCAAAUCCGAUUAUAGAAAAGAUGUGGGAUACUUCAACUUGCCGCCUUGCAUUUUUCUUUUAUUUUUAUGGUGUCAGGCUUUGAGAUGUUAGAGAAUGUUGCAGCAAGCAAACCAAUAGGAGUUCUUAGAGGAUCACUGAUAUCCAUGUCAAGUAGAUUCUUCUUCUGCUAUUCUGUUAUUG
Messenger RNA from Pistacia vera, 1446 nucleotides. RefSeq names its product zinc finger-containing ubiquitin peptidase 1. NCBI's taxonomy places the organism in Eukaryota, Viridiplantae, Streptophyta, Magnoliopsida, Sapindales, Anacardiaceae. The coding region runs from base 18 to 1181 and encodes 387 amino acids. The transcript has 6 exons. The record is from RefSeq and is a predicted model, not a curated record.